AUGUUUUUGGGAUGUGGGAAGAAGCUGGAGUACCCAAAGAGAACACAUGCAGUUGUGGUGUUACCAACAGCAAAAACUCUGCCUGUCAGCACCAAAAGAGGCUUCCACUGUGCAGUUCUGAGGCUUCAGGAUGAAUCCAAAUCAAACAAAUACACAUACUCUUCUGGUCAUGACCCAGUCACAGCUUCGCAGGGAGACUCUGCAUCUAAUCCAAUAGCAGAUGAGUCCGCCGCACCAAAAUUGAGUUACCAGGAUUCAGCUUCAGAACAAGAUGAGUAUGAAACAGAGGAACAGCUUCAAGCUCAGGUUCUCAAUGCUGCUUUGGAAUUUGUCCCACAACAUGGAUGGACAAUGGAGGCCAUUGCGGCUGGUGCUGAGACACUUGGUCUUUCAACUGCUUCCACUGGUAUGUUCCAAAAUGGAGCCGGAGACCUCGUCCUAUAUUUCAUCACUCAGUGUAAUUUACAACUGGCUGAGACACUAGCCGAGCAACAGAAGCAGGUCCAGUUAGGCCAAGCAGAACCAAAGGAGACUGGUGUCUUUCUAAGAGAUGCUGUCGAGACCAGACUGAGGAUGAUUAUCCCUUACAUAGAAACAUGGCCGCAGGCUAUGAGCAUUCUGCUUUUGCCUCACAACAUCCCUAAAAGUCUGAAACUACUUUCCACCCUCGUGGAUGACAUCUGGUACUAUGCAGGUGACAGAUCAACAGAUAUGAGCUGGUACAGUAAAAGAGCAGCACUGACCGGCGUCUACAACACCACCGAGCUAGUGAUGCUUCAGGAUUCCUCCCCAGACUUCCAGGACACUUGGAACUUCCUUGACAACCGCAUUCAGGAUAUAUUCAGCAUGGCUUCUUCUGCCAAACAGAUACAGUCUACAAGCGAAGCCGUGGUGCAAGGGCUCAUGGGAGCAACUGUAACUAUGAGGAAUCUCACCGGAACAAAUCAGAGACGAUGA
Nerophis lumbriciformis (worm pipefish) is the source of this 957-nucleotide messenger RNA. Lineage: Eukaryota; Metazoa; Chordata; Actinopteri; Syngnathiformes; Syngnathidae. The record is from RefSeq and is a predicted model, not a curated record.